This is a messenger RNA of Telopea speciosissima, 862 nucleotides long. Its product is annotated as salicylic acid-binding protein 2-like. Bases 68 to 844 code for a protein of 258 amino acids. The transcript is spliced from 4 exons. The record is from RefSeq and is a predicted model, not a curated record. Lineage: Eukaryota; Viridiplantae; Streptophyta; Magnoliopsida; Proteales; Proteaceae. Gene Ontology annotation, biological process: salicylic acid metabolic process; jasmonic acid metabolic process. Gene Ontology annotation, molecular function: methyl salicylate esterase activity; methyl indole-3-acetate esterase activity; methyl jasmonate esterase activity.
GAGAGAGAGAGAGAGAGAGAGAGAGAGAGAGAGAGAGAGAGAGAGAGAGAGAGAGAGAGAGAGAGAGAUGGUGCAUUUUGUGUUAGUACAUGGUGCAUGCCAUGGAGCAUGGAGUUGGCACAAGGUUAAGGCAUUGUUGGAGAGUGAAGGACAUCGAGUGACGGCGAUAGACCUUGCAGCUUCAGGGAUCAACAUGAGGAAAAUAGAUGAGGUACGUACCAUUGCUGACUACACACAACCUUUGAUGGAGUUCAUGGCCUCACUUCCUUCAGGAGGAGAGAAGGUAACACUAGUUGGACACAGCUUGGGUGGCCUCAACUUGGCUCUUGCCAUGGAAAGUUUCCCUCAUAAGAUAUCUGCAUCUGUCUUUCUUACUGCUUUCAUGCCCGAUUCUACACAUCCCCCCUCCUAUGUCUUCGAUCAGUUUUCGAAGCGGAUCUCAGCAGAAUAUUGGUCAGAUACACAGUUUUCAUCCGUUCUGGACCCCUUGAAGCCAACCACUACAAUGUUUUUUGGCCCAAAGUUCUUGGCCUCCAAGCUCUAUCAACUCUGUCCUUCACAGGAUUUGGCACUAGCAAUGUUGCUAAUAAGGCCAGGAUCCUUGUUCCUAGAAGAUCUAUCAAAGGGGAAGGCAUUCUCUGAAGUGGGAUUUGGAUCUGUUAAUCGAAUUUACAUUGUUUGCAAGAAGGACUUAGGAAUUACGGUGGAAUUCCAGCGUUGGAUGAUUGAAAAUAAUCCAGUUAAAGAGGUAAUGGAGGUCGAAGAUGCGGGUCAUAUGCCUAUGCUAUCAAAGCCCAAUGAACUGUGUUGUUGUUUGUUGGAAAUUGGCCAAAAAUAUACCUAAUUGAUUUUAGUCUUGUAC